Cylicocyclus nassatus is the source of this 486-nucleotide messenger RNA. NCBI's taxonomy places the organism in Eukaryota, Metazoa, Nematoda, Chromadorea, Rhabditida, Strongylidae. The record is from the annotation of a GenBank genome assembly.
AUGUCGUACGAUCUCCAAGCUGCUGAAAGCCCUGCCUAUGCGCCAUUCUUCGGCUACAUGGGUGCUGCCUCAGCGCAGAUUUUUACCGUACUUGGAGCCGCAUACGGUACAGCGAAAUCCGCGGUCGGUAUUUGUUCGAUGGGUGUGAUGCGACCGGAACUGAUCAUGAAAUCUGUGAUUCCCGUCAUUAUGGCUGGUAUCAUCGGUAUUUACGGUUUGGUCGUGGCAAUGGUGUUGAAAGGAAAAGUGACCGCUUCGAGUGAAGGCUACAAUCUGAACAAAGGCUUUGCUCAUUUGGCUGCAGGCCUAACGUGUGGGCUGUGUGGACUUGGAGCCGGCUACGCCAUCGGAAUUGUUGGAGAUGCUGGAGUACGUGGAACAGCUCAACAGCCUCGUCUAUUCGUCGGAAUGAUCUUGAUCCUGAUUUUCUCCGAAGUAUUGGGUCUAUACGGCAUGAUUGUCGCUUUGAUCCUUGGAACUUCAUAA